This is a messenger RNA of Thermothielavioides terrestris NRRL 8126, 780 nucleotides long. RefSeq lists its product as uncharacterized. The record is from RefSeq and is a predicted model, not a curated record. The coding region runs from base 1 to 780 and encodes 259 amino acids. Lineage: Eukaryota; Fungi; Ascomycota; Sordariomycetes; Sordariales; Chaetomiaceae. The transcript has 5 exons.
AUGUCUCAGAUGACUGCCCCUGAAAUCCCCCUGGCUUGCCCUGACAGAGACAGCGCGGGUUGUUUGGUGGCGGGGGUGCUGAUUCUCGGCUACCGCCGUCUGAACUCCGAAACGGUUCCGGGGCCCGGCCGCCGGACCGCCGAGAAAACACGGGGACAUUCAGUGAUCUUCAGGGUUGACGGCGUCACGGUUUCAGAUCGCUACCCCUGGGGCCUGUGGGUGCGCGGGACACAACAACAACAACAACAGACAGUAGUGUACCGCGGUACACUACUCUCGUGUAGGUCUGGGGUCCUCGAGGGCCGGCACGACCGGGCGUCCCGCGACUGCAUCGGGACCCUAUGUCGUCCGAACCCGGGUCUGUCUGAGGAUCGAGUUCGAGACGGGGAAGCUCGCGGCACAGGGCGCAGUGCACACCUGGGGUAUACGGCGACCACGCGACACAACAAAUGCAGGAACGAGUCGCGUGCCCCGCUUGUACUGCGUAAGCUGUCGGUCGCUUCAUCCCGUCCUGGCAGUGUUUGGAGGCAGGUCCAGACAGGAAACGGUUCCUUCGUUCAGGAUCCUGUCGGCGUUGGCGCUGUGCUUACUGCGUGCGCGGUGCGGAUAUGCUACACGCGGUACGCGCGCCCAAGGGGACAUAGCUCAGCGGUGUGGUUGCACAACCUUAAUCCGCCAAAAUAUCAGAUGCCGCCGUCGCCGAAACAGGCCAUACAAGGGACCUCGCCCCAUUACGCAGAGCUCGGGCAUAACUAUCAGAUGCAAAUCGUGGCGUCUUAA